This is a messenger RNA of Lycium barbarum (goji berry), 1561 nucleotides long. Its product is annotated as probable F-box protein At4g22030. The record is from RefSeq and is a predicted model, not a curated record. Lineage: Eukaryota; Viridiplantae; Streptophyta; Magnoliopsida; Solanales; Solanaceae. Bases 84 to 1370 code for a protein of 428 amino acids. The transcript has a single exon.
AAACUCAACGUUUGGUUUCUCCUCUUCCUAUUCCAAUCAUAGAUAUCAUCAGUUAAUUAACAUCCCGUUGAAGAACAAAAAAGAUGGCAAUCAUUCUCCAAUCUUCAAGUUUCUUGAUUUCAUGUAAUUCUGUUCCCUCAACAUCAUCUUGCAGUUGUAGGAGAGGAUUGAUUAGAGCGAGUAUUAAUAUUCCAAAUAAUCAGAAACAUAAAAUCUCCCUUCCAAAGAUUCAAAGAAGAGAGAGAUCAGUGCAGGAACAGGAGUUGAUUAGUCGUUUUUCAACCAUAAGCACUGGUAGCAGCCCAAUUGAAAAACAGUUUAGCCCUUCAAAAAAAAUUGAUUCUUUGGUUAUCGAGAAGCUUUACGCAAUCAAGGAGGCAGUUGCAGAUAGAGUGGAGAUGCAUAGAAAUAUUGGAGAACAGAGAAGCCAGUGGAACAAUAUGCUUUUGACAUCUAUUAAUGGGAUUACACUAGCUGCUGCUACAAUGGUUGGAAUUGCAGCCAGUAAUGGUGAUUCUGUUUUGGGAUUAAAAAUGUCAUCCACUUUGAUGUAUUUGGCUGCUACAGCCAUGUUGGUGACCAUGAACCAAAUUCAACCAUCCCAACUUGCUGAAGAACAAAGAAAUGCAUCAAGACUUUUUCAAGAUCUCCAUAACCAAAUCGAAACAACUUUAUCAAUCGGUCAUCCUUCUGCUAUUGAUGUGAAAGCAGCUAUGGACAAAGUAUUGGCUCUUGACAAGGCCUAUCCAUUACCUCUUCUUGGAGUAAUGCUAGAGAAAUUUCCAUCUUCUGUCGAACCUGCUGUUUGGUGGCCUCAACAAUUUCGAAGACAGCUCAAAAGAGUAAGUGAUAAUACCGAAAACAAGUGGAAUGGAUGGAACGGAAAAUUAGAGGAGGAAAUGAAAGAAAUAAUGGGAGUUUUAGGCAGAAAAGACCAAGAAGAGUAUAUUAGGCUUGGAGAAAAGGCCUUGAAAUUGAACAAGUUUUUAGCCAUAUCUGGUCCUUUGCUCACAGGCCUAGCAGCAGUCGGCUCUGCAUUAGCAGGUCCUUCUACUCAUGGAUCUUGGGCAGCCAUGCUUGGCAUUGUCGGUGGCGCAUUGGCAAGUGUAGUUAACACAGUAGAGCAUGGCGGACAAGUUGGAAUGUUAUUCGAGAUGUAUAGGAGCAACGCUGGUUUCUUCCAGUACAUGCAGGAAUCUAUUGAAUCUAACUUGACAGAAACAGAAAUGGAUAGAAGAGAAAAUGGUGAGGUGUUUGAAAUGAAGUUGGCACUGAAGUUAGGAAGGAGCUUAUCAGACCUGAGAGAUCUUGCUGCUUCUUCUUCAUAUAAAGCAGAAGAUUUAGAUGAGUUUGCGAGCAAGCUUUUUUAGAGUAGCUAUUCAAGCAUCGACAAAAUUGUUUAUGCGAGUAGGACUAACUCAUUCUUUGAUUGAAUUAUUGACUCUUGGCCAUGUGCAAAUUAAAUGGCUUGCUCGAUUAUUAAUUAUUUUUUGACUCAAUAUUGGGAAUGAAACACUAAAUCAUUUAAAUUUUAAUUUCCUACCCCUGAAUUCAACCUCUA